UUCAUGUUACCCCGCCCCCUCCAGCGCUCUUAUAGAGCUUUCCCGCGCUUGUCGUCUCCUCUGCGACACACCCUUCCCCUCACACGCCAAUUGCACCACAAUUUCCUCCCCCGCAGACUCGUUCUCACGCCGCCACGAAAAGCGUACACCACGCCCACCAUGGCGCUCAACGCCUCGAGCCACAACGUCACCGGCGACAAGACAGCCCCAAACACCACCCCUCCGCCGGCCGUGGGUGGCGACAGUGUCAAGGACAUCUUGGAGCACGCCAGCAACGAGCCCACGGGGCAAUCGGCACCCGGCGUUGACGGUGGGGAGAAGAACCCCGAGAAGAAGGUCAAGACCGAGAAAGAACUGGAGAAGGAGCGCAAAAAGGCCGAAAAGGACGCCAAAUUCAAGGCCAAAAAGGCGGCCCAGGCUGCUGCCAAAGGUGGAUCUGAGGGCGCGGCUAGCAAGGAGAAGAAGAAGCCCAAGGUGGAAAAGGAGGUGCUGCCCGAGUAUGUCGAGGAGACUCCCAAGGGCGAGAAGAAGAUUCUCAAGAGCCUCGACGACAAGGAGAGGACAGCAUACAUCCCCAAAAUCGUCGAGAGCGCAUGGUACGAUUGGUGGGAGAAGGAGGGCUUCUUCAAACCUGAAUAUACUACCCCGCAGUUGAAGGAUGGCAAAGUCAACGAAAAAGGAACCUUCGUUAUCCCGAUUCCACCCCCGAACGUCACCGGAAAGCUCCAUUGCGGACAUGCCCUUGCCACAGCGCUUCAGGAUGUCAUGAUUCGGUGGCAUCGCCAGCGGGGAUUCACCACCCUAUACCUACCCGGUUGCGAUCACGCUGGUAUUUCAACACAGAGUGUUGUGGAGAACAUGCUAUGGCGACGCGAAAAGAAGACGAGAUACGAUCUCGGACGACCAGCCUUUCUGGAGCGAACAAUGGAAUGGAAAGAAGAAUACCACGGCUCCAUUACAGGUGUGCUGAAGCGAAUGGGUGGCAGCUUCGAUUGGACUAGAGAAGCAUUCACCAUGGACAAGAACCUUUCGGCUGCUGUAACAGAGACAUUCGUCCGGCUCCACGAAGAAGGAUUGAUCUACAGGUCUAACCGGCUUGUCAAUUGGUGCACGCGGUUGAAUACGGCCUUGUCCAACUUGGAGGUCGACAACAAAGAGCUCACUGGCAGGACACUGCUAGAUGUCCCUGGAUACGAGAGAAAAGUCGAAUUUGGUGUGCUCACGCACUUCAGGUAUCCGAUUGAAGGGACCGACGAGCACAUCGAGGUCGCUACAACACGUCCCGAGACAUUGCUAGGUGACACGGGUGUUGCCGUGCACCCCGACGACGAGCGAUACAAACACCUCGUCGGAAAGAAGGCCUACCACCCCAUCACAAAACGUCUAAUGCCAAUCGUUGCUGACGACUAUGUCGACAAGGACUUCGGUACUGGUGCCGUGAAGCUCACCCCGGCCCAUGAUCCCAACGAUUUCAAUUUGGGCAAGAAACACAACCUAGAGUUUAUCAACAUUCUCACCGAUGACGGCAAAAUGAACAAGAACGCUGGAGAAUUCGAGGGGCAGCGCCGAUUCGACGUGCGGUACAGUGUCGUACAGAAGCUCAAGGAUCUCGGUCUCUUCGUCAAGACGGAGGAUAACCCCAUGAAGGUUCCUCUGUGCAGCAAAUCAAAGGACGUCAUCGAGCCUCUCAUGAAGCCGCAAUGGUGGAUGAAGAUGGAAGGCAUGGCCAAGGAGGCUAUCAAGGUUGUUGAGAACGGCGAGAUCAAAAUCCGACCCGAGUCAUCGGAGAAGGUAUACAUGCACUGGAUGAACAACAUCAACGAUUGGUGUCUGUCAAGACAGCUGUGGUGGGGCCACCAGAUCCCGGCUUAUUUCGUCAGAAUAGAAGGUGAAGACGGUGAAGCUUCGGAUAACGAGCUGUGGAUCACCGCCCGAACCGAAGAGGAGGCCAACAAGAAGGCCAGCGAAAAAUUCCCUGGAAAGAAGUUCACUUUGGAGCGGGAUGAGGACGUCCUUGAUACCUGGUUCUCCUCUGGUCUUUGGCCAUUUUCUACCCUUGGAUGGCCAAAUGAUACUGUCGAUCUGCGGACAUUGUUCCCGGCGACUGUUCUCGAGACUGGAUGGGAUAUUCUCUUUUUCUGGGUCGCCAGGAUGAUUAUGCUCUCGCUACACCUCACAGGCAAAAUUCCUUUUAAGGAGGUUUACUGCCAUUCGCUUAUUCGCGACAACGAAGGCCGCAAGAUGAGCAAGUCGCUCGGUAACGUUGUCGACCCUAUCGAUAUCAUGCAGGGUAUCUCGUUGAAGGAACUCAAUGAGAAGCUCAAGAUCGGUAACCUUGAUCCCAAGGAGCUCAAGAAAGCCGAACAGUAUCAAAAAUCAGCAUUUGCUCAAGGUAUUCCUGAGUGUGGUGCUGAUGCUCUACGCAUGGCUUUAGUCGGUUACACGACAGGCGGCGGCGAUAUUGCGUUCGACGUCAACGUCAUCCACGGAUACAGACGCUUCUGCAACAAAAUUUAUCAGGCUACAAAAUUCUCUCUUGUCCGACUAGGUGAAUUCAAACCCCGUGGUACCGUUUCCAAGUCUGGGAAGGAGACUCUACCCGAACGGUGGAUUCUGCACAAGCUUUCGACUACCUCCAAGAAGAUCAACGAGCAUCUAGAAAAGCGUGAGUUCUCACUGUCAACGCAGGUCGCCUACAAAUACUUCUAUGGUUUCCUUUGCGACACCUACAUUGAGAAUUCCAAGGCGAUCUUCGAUGAAGGAACUGAGGAGGAGAAGGAAAGCGCAAAACAGACCCUCUACACUGCCAUUGAGGGCGGCUUGUUGAUGAUUCACCCCUUCAUGCCCUUCUUGACAGAAGAACUUUGGCAGCGUUUACCCAGGAGGGAGAACGACAAGACUCCUUCCAUUACGGUCGCGUCAUAUCCCGAGUUCAGAGAAGACUUUAUCGACGAAGCUGCCGAAGAAGAGUAUGAACUUCUUGUCGGUUGCACUGAGGGUCUCCGAUCCCUUACCAGCGAGUACGCUAUCAAGGAAUCCGGGUCCACCUUCAUCCAGGCUCUCGACUCCGCAUCAUACGAUGUUCUUUCUUCGCCGAGUGCUCUCCCGUCUUUGCGAUCGCUUGCUGGCAAGACCGUUUCUUCUAUCAAAAUCUUGUCCCCCAGUGACCCCGCGCCAUCCGGAUGUGCCGUGUACACCAUCGGCACCUCAGCGAUUGGUUUCUUAGACAUCAAGGGUCGUGUCGAUGUCGACAAGGAGAUCAGCAAAGCGCAGGACCGAAUCAAGAAGGCCAACGAGAUUGUGGAGAGGCAGAAGAAGAUCAUGGACGAUGCGUGGGAGGCCAAAGUCAGUGAGGCAGUCAAGGAGCAGGAGAAGGAGAAACUCAAGGCUGCCGAGCUGGACGGCGCGAAUUGGCAGAAGACUCUAGAGCAGUUCGAACGGUUGAAAAUUUCGUAG
Molecule: messenger RNA, 3456 nt
Organism: Periconia digitata
Lineage: Eukaryota; Fungi; Ascomycota; Dothideomycetes; Pleosporales; Periconiaceae
Source: the annotation of a GenBank genome assembly